This is a messenger RNA of Candida tropicalis MYA-3404, 2625 nucleotides long. RefSeq lists its product as uncharacterized. Gene Ontology annotation, biological process: positive regulation of transcription by RNA polymerase II. The record is from RefSeq and is a predicted model, not a curated record. NCBI's taxonomy places the organism in Eukaryota, Fungi, Ascomycota, Pichiomycetes, Serinales, Debaryomycetaceae. The coding region runs from base 1 to 2625 and encodes 874 amino acids. Gene Ontology annotation, molecular function: DNA-binding transcription factor activity, RNA polymerase II-specific; zinc ion binding. Gene Ontology annotation, cellular component: nucleus. The transcript has a single exon.
AUGGUUGUUCUUGAACCUAUUAUUCCACAAUCUCAUCAGAAUAAUCAAACGUUAGAAGAAAACCAUUCUAUGCAACAUUCAACACCUCAUGACGAACAAACAACUUUUAAUGAUUCUACAAUUACAUCCGAUACAUCUACAUCAUCAAAUUCAAAAUCAGUUAAAAAGAGACAAAGACUUACACUAGUUUGUUUACCUUGUCGAAGAAAGAAAAUCAAAUGUGAUAAAGGAAAACCAUGUUCAAACUGUAAUAAAUCCAAGCCUGAUGAAUGUAUUUAUGAUGAAAGGAAAUUUGAACCAAAGAAACGUAGGCGUAAUAUCUCCAAAAGCCAUCAUCAACAUUCCCAACAACAGCAACAGCAAAACUUUCCAAGAUCAUCAACACCUCAUCUACAAUCGUCUCAGAAUUCAGUAAAUUCGUCACAUGCUUCGAAGCAACCCCAGAAACCGUCAUCCGUAGAACCUAAACAUGAUGUUUGUGUAUUAAUUCAAAAAUCAGUAUUGGAAGAGUUGCAAGCAAAACUUAAGUACUAUGAGAAUUUACCAUCUAAUUCAUCAGGAAAUCAACUGGCUCAAACAUCUCAACCACCACCACCUGCUCCAACUUCAAUAACAUCAGUUCAACCAGAACCAGAUUAUGACAACAAUGAUGACAUUGUUUACAAUAAGUCCAUUAAUACUUAUAGAAAUGUUGUAUUCUCAAAUCAUGAUGAAUUAAGACCAGGUUUUAUCCCUGUGGAGAAUGUUGCAUCUGAUAAUAUGUAUAUUUAUGAUAUUAAAAAUUCCACAGUGACUUCUACAUUACAUUUAUCAAGAUUAAGUUCAAGUGAUGAAUUGCUAAUUGGUAUCAAUCCAUACAACUCACCAAAUGAUUUUGUUGAUUUUUAUGCAAGUAUACCUAAAGUUUUUGGAAGGUAUAAUCGAGGUGCAAUGUCGCCUUUAUCAUCUACAUAUUCAAUCAGAUCUGGAACAGCAAGUAGAACAUUGCGAUGUUUUUCAUCAUUCGAAGCCCAAAAAGAAGAUAAGAAAAAAGUAGAUGCUGGAAUUACGUUUGAUCCUUUAAAGAAACUAAUUUUACCCAACGAUGAAAAAGUUAAAUCUAUGCUACAUUUGGAUCGAAGUUUAGAAUCUAAAUUUGAAGAAAAGAUUGAAUUGUCCGAAGAUGAUAAACUAAACAGAAGUGUCAAUUCACAAACACCCACUGCUCCAGCUAAUAUGACUACUUUUGCCAUGGGUUUAAGUAUUUUAGGAGGAAACAAAGACCGGGAAUCAAGUUUAAUUGAACAGAUUCAAAAUGCAAUGCCUCCAAAGAAAGUUAUUUGGUUAUUGAUACAAAGAUAUUUUAGUUUAUUGUAUCCUAUAAUACCUUACGUUAUUGAAGACACUUUUAGAGAACAUACGGAAAAAUUAAUCGGGAAGGAAUCAUAUGAAGAUGUUAAACCAUCUGAAGUUAAAAUCGAAAAUCGAGUAGAUAUUGCCCAUGUGGGGAUUUUAUUUGUUAUAUGUCGAUUGCUGUAUUUAUCAUUGUUUCAUAAUCGAGGAUUUUAUAAUGAACAAAUAUUGACCAAAACAGACCUUACUCCCGCUGAAGAAGAACGAAAAUAUUUAAUUCUCAAUGCUAUUAAUAUUCAAGUUAUUGAAAUUGCUCAAGCAUGUUUUAUUCAUUUACAAAGAGUUGGAAGAAUCAAAUUUCCACUAUUACAAUUGGGUAUUUAUUUACGUUCCUACAAAGUUUAUGCUCCAGAAGAAGGUGACGGAUUGGAAGGUGGGGAUUCAUUUACUCAGCAUGGGAAUUUGGUUGCAAUGUGCUACAUUUUAGGAUUGAAUAGAGAACCGGAUAAGUUGCCCAAUGGAACCGAUGAAAAGGUAAAAAAUUUAUACAGAAAAGUAUGGUACUAUCAGUUGAUGCAAGAUUUUAGUCAAGCACAUACAUAUGGCACACCAUUACUUAUCAAGCCAGAUUCCUAUGAUACUAAAAGACCAUUUUUCACAGAAGAAAAUUCAAAUUCUCGAGAUUUAGAUGUUGAAAAAGCCUCACUUUCGGUAUUUGCGUUUAUUUCUUCCUUGAUUAGAGGUCCUGUUAGGGAUAUCGUUGUGUUGUGUAAUAAAAUUGGAGAAAAAGUGAAAAUUCUGGAAUUAACCAGUCAUUUAAAUCAUUUAGAAAAAGGAGUUUCUCAAUUAUUAGGUAAAGUGAGUGAUUAUACUUAUAAUCUAGAAGAGAAAAGUUCCAAUUAUCAUACGAAUAAAAUCCUUAAAAUUGGAGUUUUAUUCAAGAUGAAUUCAUUAAUCAUGUUGUUGUACUGUCAUUUAUUUAAUAUUUAUGAACUAACCAACAGUAAAUUGGCCUUCUUCUACUUGAAGAAAAUAUUAUUCAUGGCAAUUAUUGAAAUGUUACCUUAUGUUUUUCCAUUAAUCACCAAAAGUCAAGAAUUAUUUGGAGAAGCCGCAGAUUUGAAUAUUAAUCCAACUAUUAUAUUAUUUUUGGUACGACUUACUGAUUUUUGUUUAGGUUCAUUAAUGAGAGCCAUUUUUUCCCAAAUCAGAAUGUCAAAUGAUCCAAACCAUAGUACUAAGCUUAAUACUGAUUCAACUUAUAAGAAAAUUUUUAAUUCUACAGGUGGGUAA